AUGUCUUUAGUUCCGAAGUGUGACAACCACCAUCAAGUGACACUUCUGAGCAAGGCAGAAGUUUCUGCCGAAGAAUGUCAAGGUCUUGAAGCUGACCUGGAAAGCAAACUGUUCGGACAGCACAUUGCGUCUCGCAUCGUCCUGAAAGCUGUGAGUGGAUUCAUGAGCGACGAUAAUCCAAAGAAGCCCCUGGUGCUCUCUCUGCAUGGAAAGACUGGCGUAGGGAAGAACUUUGUCAGUAAACUUAUUGCUGAAAACAUCUACAAGAAGGGAAUGGAAAGCAGCUUCGUUCAUGUUUUCACAUCUGAACUUCACUUCCCGCAUCAAAGUAAAUUGGAAACCUACAAGUCUCAGUUGCAGCAGCAGAUCAAAGAAAAUGUCACCAACUGUGCACGCUUCAUGUUCGUCUUUGAUGAGAUGGACAAGAUGCAUCCUGGCUUGAUUGACAGCAUAAAGCCAUACCUGGGGUACCACAGCAAGCUGGAUGGUGUUUCUUAUCGGAAAGCUAUGUUCAUCUUCCUCAGUAACGCUGGAGGGACGAGCAUUACACAGACAGCUUUGGAUUUCUGGAAAGGAGGACGAGAUCGAGAAGAGAUUGAGCUAAAAGACCUGGAAACUUUGCUCUCUGUAUCAGCAUUUAACACCAAUAAUGGUGGCUUGUGGCAUUCAAGUUUGAUUGACAAGAACCUGGUGGACUUCUUUGUCCCGUUUCUGCCUCUGGAGUACCAACAAGUCAUCCAGUGUGUCAUGGCUGAGAUGAAAGCCAGAGGACUGCGGCCAGACCUGGCUUUGGCGGACCGGGUGGCCAGAGAUUUAGAGUAUUUCCCCAAAGAUGAGGGAGUGUUCUCUGUCCGAGGCUGCAAGACAAUAUGUAGAAGAUUGCACUACUACAUAAUGAGGCCUCUCCGGUAUCCUCCUCCUGCUUUCUCUGACCCAGGUCACGGAUCGUAA
Epinephelus moara (kelp grouper) is the source of this 951-nucleotide messenger RNA. RefSeq names its product torsin-1A-like. The transcript is spliced from 6 exons. Lineage: Eukaryota; Metazoa; Chordata; Actinopteri; Perciformes; Serranidae. Gene Ontology annotation, cellular component: endoplasmic reticulum; endoplasmic reticulum lumen; nuclear envelope. Gene Ontology annotation, biological process: protein localization to nucleus; nuclear membrane organization. Bases 1 to 951 code for a protein of 316 amino acids. The record is from RefSeq and is a predicted model, not a curated record. Gene Ontology annotation, molecular function: ATP binding; kinesin binding; ATP hydrolysis activity.